This is a messenger RNA of Brassica oleracea var. oleracea, 1518 nucleotides long. Its product is annotated as growth-regulating factor 3-like. Gene Ontology annotation, biological process: developmental process; regulation of DNA-templated transcription; DNA-templated transcription. Gene Ontology annotation, cellular component: nucleus. Lineage: Eukaryota; Viridiplantae; Streptophyta; Magnoliopsida; Brassicales; Brassicaceae. Gene Ontology annotation, molecular function: ATP binding. The transcript is spliced from 4 exons. The record is from RefSeq and is a predicted model, not a curated record. The coding region runs from base 264 to 1358 and encodes 364 amino acids.
CUGUCUUGUCUCACUGUCUUUUUUCUCUCAAGUUUCAAGUGCCCUAAAUAAAAACCUCUUUCCCCUUCUCUCUCUCUCUCUGCAGAAGAAGGUCAGAUACAGAAACUGACUGCAAAGAACAAAGCUGCAAGGUGCAGCUAAGUCAUUCCUUAGUAAAAAGCUUUGUUCUCUUUCUUCUUUUGCUCUUCACAUCCCCCCAACAAAGACUUUUCUGCUAUUUAAAACCAGACCCUGGAAAAAGUAGCCAACACUCUCUCUUUCCCAUGGAUUUGCAACUGAAACAAUGGAGAAGCCAGCAGGUGCAGACAGAGUCAGAACCACAACCUUCUGCAGCUAAGAUACCUAGACAUGCCUUUGAUCCGAUUCAGUCCCAAACUGCAACUUCUACUGUUCUUCCACUCUUUGCCUCUGAACCUGCCUCUUCUAAACUCUCCUCCUUAUGUCCUGAUUCUUCUUCCAGGUUCUCCAAGAUGGGGAGCUUCUUUAGCUGGGCACAGUGGCAAGAGCUUGAACUACAGGCACUGAUCUACAGGUACAUGCUGGCUGGAGCUGCUGUUCCACAAGAGCUCCUUCUACCAAUCAAGAAAAGUCUUCUCCAUCUAUCUCCUUCCUACUUUCUUCAACACCUACCUCAUUACCAGCCUGCUUGGUAUUUGGGGAGGGGGGCGAUGGAUCCUGAGCCAGGGAGAUGCAGGAGAACGGAUGGUAAGAAGUGGAGAUGUUCAAGGGACGUCUUCGCUGGCCACAAGUACUGCGAGCGCCACAUGCACCGUUCAAGAAAGCCUGUGGAAACUCCCACCGUCAAUGCUACCACCACCACUUCCAUGGCUGCCCCACCCACAGCGGCACCGUCAUCAACACCAUCUGCCUUUGCUUUUGGUGGUGGUCAGGAAGUGGGUCAAAGAGGAUCAUCUAGCUUCUUCUUCUCUAGUCAAAGUUGUUCAGAGAUGAAACAAGAAAGCAACAAUAAUAAGAGACCAUACGAGUCCCAUAAUGGAUUUGGGAGCAAUGGAUCAGACGGAGGCCACAUCUUGAGGCACUUCUUUGAUGAUUGGCCUCGUUCUGAAGCCGGCAAUACUUCAAGCCCCAUGAGCUCAGCCACUUGUCUCUCCAUUUCUAUGCCUGUAAACUCUUCCUCAGACGUCUCUCUGAAGCUGUCAACUGGUAAUGAAGAGGAAGCUAGGAGCAACAACAUUGGGAGGGACCAGCAAAACAUGAGCUGGUGGAGCGGUGGAGGUACCAACCACAACCACCAUCACAUGGGGGGACCAUUGGCUGAAGCCCUGAGAUCUUCUUCAUCAUCUUCCCCAACCAGUGUUCUCCAUCAGCUCGGUGUUUCAACGCAAGCCUUUCAUUGAACAGUCUCAAACCAACGCAACUGUUUUGCUUUGUGUUUUUCUUAAAAUUUUCGCGGUAUAAAGAGAGGAGGCUUUGUUAUCAUCUUCCAUUCUCUUAAGCUUUCACAUGUAUCUGUAACAGUUCUCUGCAGAUUUGCCUCUCAAAGAUUAAUGUUUUUGG